Messenger RNA from Benincasa hispida (wax gourd), 1178 nucleotides. Its product is annotated as 2S seed storage albumin protein-like. The record is from RefSeq and is a predicted model, not a curated record. Gene Ontology annotation, molecular function: nutrient reservoir activity. NCBI's taxonomy places the organism in Eukaryota, Viridiplantae, Streptophyta, Magnoliopsida, Cucurbitales, Cucurbitaceae.
CUAUAUUUGUGAUCUACUAUUCAUCCAUCAAUUACAUCUCAUUCCAAUUACACUAAUUUUUAUUACGGCUCGGUAAAUAUGCCCUUAAUUAAUAAAUUAUUUAAAUUUUACAACCUAAGUUACCAUAACCAUAAGACGAAAAGGAUAGAAGAAAAAAUGAAAGAUUCUCAUCCUUUUUAAAUAGUAAAAAUAUAGAUAACGUUGUUUCGAUUUAGAAGUAGUUCGUGCUAUCAUGUAUUCGGUUCUAGUGUGCUUCCACUAGUAGUCUCUCGUCAGCCCGAGGAAAAAGCCUCAUUUUCUCAACGAAGAAAAAUUGUGUUCACACGUUGGCUAUUACAAAAUGAUUUUAGCUCCAAGACAACCACGUAUCCACCCCAAAUUAAAUCAAUUUAGCCAUUUGCAUCCAAAAUCUCACUUCAAAUACAGUUCAAUGACACAUACAGCUUCUCAUUUGCAUGUCUACCCCAUACGUGGAAGCUCAACCAAAACUCUCAACUCCACCAUUACUACACCUUCGCAAGCUUCAAACCCCACCACAGAGUCCCUCUCUCCACGUUCCCUGCAUGCACCCCACCCCCACUUCAUAUAAAUACAACCACCCCGGCCAACUCUUGAUCUUCACUCAACUCCUUCAACACACACUCCUUUUUCCACAAUGACGAAACUCACAUGUAUCUUUGCCUUCUUGGCGGUGGCUUUGCUGGUUGCGGAUGCCCACCGCACCACCAUCACCACUGUGGAAGUGGACGAAGACAACCAAGGGCGGAUGGAGAGGUGCCGCCAGAUGAGGGCACGUGAGGAGAUCGGCAGCUGCGCGCAGUACUUGUCGCAGCAGAGCAGGUAUUUGCAGAUGCGUGGAAUCGACAACCAAAGGAGGAGAGAAGGGCAAGCCUUUGAAGAGUGCUGCAGCGAGCUGAGGAAUGUAGAUGAGGAGUGCAGGUGCGAACUCCUGGAGGAGAUUGCUAGGGAGGAGCAGAGGAGAGCACGAGGCCAAGGAACGCAGAUGAUGCAAAGAGCUAGAAACUUGCCAUCCAUGUGUGGAAUCCGCCCACAACAAUGCUACUUCUAAGCGCUUAAGCUACCCCACCCACCAAGACAAAUAACAGAAUAAGCAGUACAUCGUCGUGUGCUUUUUGUCCCAUGUUUCAAUAAAUGAACACUUAUGAAUUAUGUCAUCG